AUGUCUGAGCCUACACCCUAUCUUGAUCCUCUGAGCGAGGCGCUCUUUGAGGCAGUCGGAGUUAUCCCAGCGGAUAUUCCCAUCGAAGAAUUCCGCGAGGAGAAUGAACAAUUGCAAGCACACAAAGAGUUGGGCGGAGUGACGCGGGAGAGCUUUGUUGUCCCUUUUGAGGCCGGUGUUACGACAUGGAUCUACAAGCCGAUCACACAUGGCAGGGAACCACUGCCCGUAAUAUUCUUCGUCCAUGGUGGCGGUUGGAUCGCCGGAACAGACCUGGCUCUCCGUACCGGCUUUGCGGUUGUGUUCCCGGAAUACACACUUGCACCGGAGGCAGUGUAUCCUACGCAGCAAGAGGAGUGCUAUGCCGUUUUGAAAUGGAUCUCGAAGAACGGCAAGAGAAAGGGGCUCAAGCAAGAUACUUUUGCCCUUGUUGGGGACAGCGCUGGUGGUCAACUCGGAUCAGCAGUGAACAUCCUCUCCUUCACCCGUCGACCUAAAAUUCAUAUCAAACAGAACGUCUUCAUCAGCCCUGUGGCUGAUGCUGAAGCGACUGGCAAGGAGACGGCUAGCGAAUUUCGCUUCUUCGACGGACCACUGUUCACGGUGCCCCUCAUCCGGCGCGCCGUUAAGAUUUAUAUCCCCAAUGAAAGAGACCGCACGUCCGAGGAGGCCAACCCCCGAUUCAUCUCCGAUAAGACGGCUAAACAGUUCCCCAAGACUCUCAUCAUUACGAGUUCAGCCGAUAUGCUCGAGUCAGAGGGCAAGUUGUUCGGUGAGAAGCUUCAGCAAGCUGGAGUGGACUGCACCGUCAUUCGUGCUGAGGGCCAGCUCCAUGAUACUGUUGUGCUUGAGGGAACGAGGAACGGUCCCACGCCUCAGGUCCUUAUGGCACUGAUCGCCGACCAGAUCAGCAGUGCUCUGUCUGUGAAAGAUGACAAAGUCCACAAGAUCGAGGAUGGCGAGGGGCAGAAUGGGCGUAAACGUCGCAGAAGAAAUUAG
Phaeoacremonium minimum UCRPA7 is the source of this 999-nucleotide messenger RNA. RefSeq names its product putative lipase protein. NCBI's taxonomy places the organism in Eukaryota, Fungi, Ascomycota, Sordariomycetes, Togniniales, Togniniaceae. The record is from RefSeq and is a predicted model, not a curated record. The transcript is spliced from 3 exons. Gene Ontology annotation, molecular function: hydrolase activity. Bases 1 to 999 code for a protein of 332 amino acids.